UCCCCUUUAAAAAGUGCGCGCGCCCCUUUAAGCGCAGCUGUGUGCGCGAGUCUUUAUUGCCGGAGUGCCUACCUGCUGGUGUUAGACUGAGUGACUGAGAGAGCGCGAGAGAGAGAGAGAGAGAGUGUGAGUGUGAGUGUAUAUGAAGCGUGCUGCUCUCAUUGUCAGUACCUCACCACUAAUGCGUUAAAUGCGAAGCGAUGGGAAUCUCGCAGUCAUGUCUCUGCGAAGAACCGCGUUAGCUUUGCUCGUGCUGAUUGGAUUAAUAGCGCCGGGUGAUGCUCUGAAGUGUAACUGUACUAACUGUGAAAAAAGUGGCUAUGAGUGUGAGACAGAUGGGGCCUGUAUGGCCUCCACCUCCUACAUUAAAGGCCAGGAGCAGCAUGUGCGCAUCUGUAUUCCACGUGAGAGUCUAAUCCCACCUGGUCAACCCAUCUACUGCCUGAGUGCUGAGGGAGUGCUCAACACACACUGCUGCUACACAGACUACUGUAACAGUGUCGACCUGCAGGUCCCUAAUGGGGUUCCUAAGCAUGAGAGCUGGCCAGGCACACCUGGUAGCUGGGGUCCAGUGGAGUUAGUAGCAGUCAUAGCAGGACCAGUCUUUGUUUUCUGCCUGUUGCUGAUUGUCGGCGUCUUCCUGUUCCAGCACCACCAAAGGAACUACAACCACCGGCAGAGGCUAGAUGUAGAAGAUCCCUCAUGUGACCACCUUUACCUAGCCAAAGACAAAACCCUGCAGGACCUCAUAUUUGACUUGUCCACCUCUGGCUCUGGAUCUGGUCUACCUCUGUUUGUGCAGAGGACGGUGGCGAGGACCAUCGUGCUGCAGGAAAUUAUAGGGAAGGGUCGCUUCGGGGAGGUGUGGAGGGGAAAGUGGAGAGGAGGAGACGUGGCCGUGAAGAUCUUCUCUUCCAGAGAGGAGCGCUCCUGGUUCCGCGAGGCUGAGAUCUACCAGACUAUCAUGCUCCGGCACGAGAACAUCUUGGGCUUCAUCGCAGCAGACAACAAAGACAAUGGCACGUGGACUCAGCUGUGGCUGGUCUCAGACUAUCAUGAACACGGCUCUCUGUUUGACUACCUGAACCACUACUCGGUCACCAUCGAAGGCAUGAUCAAGUUGGCUCUGUCAGCCGCUAGUGGUCUUGCACACCUGCAUAUGGAGAUCCUUGGCACGCAGGGAAAGCCUGGAAUUGCACACAGAGACCUCAAAUCAAAAAACAUCCUGGUAAAAAAGAAUGGCACCUGCGCUAUAGCGGACUUGGGCCUGGCUGUACGCCACGAGUCCAUCACUGACACUAUUGACAUCGCCCCUAAUCAGAGGGUGGGCACCAAGAGAUAUAUGGCCCCAGAGGUGCUGGAUGAAACUAUCAACAUGAAGCAUUUUGAUUCAUUUAAGUGUGCUGAUAUCUAUGCAUUAGGACUGGUGUACUGGGAGAUAGCAAGACGAUGUAAUGCUGGAGGCAUCCAUGAGGAGUACCAGCUACCGUACUACGACCUUGUGCCCUCUGACCCUUCCAUAGAGGAGAUGAGGAAGGUUGUGUGUGACCAGAGACUGCGGCCCAAUGUGCCCAACUGGUGGCAGAGCUACGAGGCCUUGAGGGUGAUGGGGAAGAUAAUGCGCGAGUGCUGGUAUGCUAACGGAGCAGCCAGACUCACGGCUCUGCGCAUUAAGAAGACUCUCUCACAGCUCAGCGUGCAGGAGGACGUUAAGAUGUGAUGCACACACGGGUUGCUGCUUCCCCCAGAGACGCACACUCGGAGUGACCUGCCAGUUUCAGACACAGUUUUAUAAAGUUGUGACAGGGACUACCUCACCUUUUUAGCCAAAACUACUGAGCUUAAGGCUACUCCAGCUGUUCUUCAAUCCCUCCAUGCGCUCCCAGUCCAGUCUGUCUGUGUCCAGCUCCAUCAUGUCGACGCUACACACCUCCAUUGCAUGGACUGUCUGUUUCUAAGGCAGGAUUAAUUCAUUAACUGUGAUGGGACUUUCUUUUUUUUUUUCUUUUUUCUUUUUUUUUUCUUUUUUUUUCUUCCUUGAAAAUGGACUAUUGUGUACUAAAGAGCAUGGUUGUAUAUGCGUUCUUAUUUUGCGUGUCUCGUUUAGCCCAUACAGUAUGUUGUACUCUGAAUCAUAGACUUUACUCCACUGUGGUGGCGGGAUUGUGUUUCCUGAUUUUUAUCUGCCUUUAGCAUAGAAAAAGCAUAAAGUAAAGCAGCAGUGAGACUAUGAAAUUCACAGCAGGGCCGGGUUAGAGUGAAGUUCUUUGCUGUCCCACUAUUAAAGGAAAUUAGUUGUGUUUGGGGAGUUAAAUGUAAAUUUCUGGUUGCUGAGAAACUGCUCAUGUGAAUCGAGACUCAUUUAUGUAACUAAUUAAUAUUGUGACCUAGACUUAGUUACUGUACAAAAAGGCAUGUUUCUUAUAAGCGUUAAGAUUUAUGUGCGGUUAACUGUUUAGGGAGCUUUUUUUUUUUCCUUUAUCCCCAAUUUAUUUAUUUUUUUUAUAUAUGUAAUGUAGCUGUUCAGGACACUGUGAGAUUAGUGCUCAUUCAGGUUAUGGCCAUUAAUGAUACUAAUAUGAGAUAUAUAAUGCUGUGCAAACAUCAAAUUCAUGGCAAGAAAUGUAGCAUAAUUAUCAUUGUUUUUUUUUAUGCAUUUUUCCCCUUACGUUUUUGAGCAUGCGCUAUAUCCAACUGGUGUUCUGUUGAACUGCACUAUUGCUCCUUUGGGGAAGUGGCAGAAGGUGGCCAUUCGUGCCACUUUAAGAAGCAUCCUGUAAAUGGUUCAUGUAAAAUAAUGCCUCAAUCUAUCUGCUUAUUUAUAAUAUAACAUUUAUAAUCUACAACUUUCUAUGAUAUGUUUUCAUCAUGUAUUUUAUAGUUUUUAAUUCAAGCCAAUGGAAAGGUACUACUGACUGCUCUGUUCCUUGCAUGAAUGAAAAUCUCUAAGCUUGUAAGUUUCGUAGUUAUCUGUUUAUGAUCUGAGUAACUUAAUAUGCCAGUGUCUGACACACAGCUCUAUAUCUAAAUGCAGGAAUCUAAAUUUGUUCCCAGUGUGAUUUGUAGAAUUCUUUAAAAAAAACAAAAAAAAAAAACAAACAAAAACAUCUGAACAGAAAUGCAAUGUAAGCUUUAGACUGCGUGUGUGUAUGUGUGUGCGUCUUUUGCUUUGGCUGUUUUGAAGAGGCCAUACAAGGUCUAUAACAGUUGAAUGAGCACAGUGGAUGAAUGCACACAGUUACAUAAUCACGAUAGUCUGGACACAUAGUGUUUUUGAGUAUAGAUUAACACAAGGGUGUCAAUAGCAUCAGGAUAAAAUGAACUUGUCCAGGAAUCUUGCUUAAAGUCUUAAACAGAGUGCUUGGAAGAAAGGAAAAAAAGUUAACACUUAUAUAUUACAACACUAACACAAGGAGGAUAGGUUACUAACUACGCAACCUUUCUUCUUUGCACCAAACUCUAUCUGGUAGCCAUUUUACCAAAACGACAACAGUACUGUAAAAAAAAAAAGAAAACUGUAAAGAAUAAUGUUGCCAGUAAGUGUUAACUUUUUUUUAAUCACUCUAAAAUCUAACAAUCCACCUUUUUACUAACAUUCUCUGGGUCAAGCACUGGAAUUUUUGUUUUGACUAAUGUAAGGAAAAAUGGACUUGUCACCACCUCUUUUUAUUUUAUUUAUAACUCUUGUGUUUUGCAGCUGGAAUUUGCCUGUGAUUGUGAGACAUACUGCAUACUCUUACAUAGCAAAUACUUAUGACACUAGGAGGGAUUUUACAGCAGAUGUUAGUCAGGCCACUCACUGGAAGAAUCACACUGGUGUGUAGACUAACUGCCCUUGUUUGGUUUAUUGCAAAGACUGGAUGCUGUAAUUUAAACCAUAUGUUAAACCCAUGCUAAAUGCAAAUUCUUUUGGGGAUUCAUUGAAAUUGUACAUAAAUAAUACAUUUUGUUUUCUUA
Molecule: messenger RNA, 3957 nt
Organism: Pangasianodon hypophthalmus (striped catfish)
Lineage: Eukaryota; Metazoa; Chordata; Actinopteri; Siluriformes; Pangasiidae
Gene: acvr1ba
Product: activin A receptor type 1Ba
Exons: 9
Coding region: 191-1720 (509 amino acids)
Biological process (GO): cellular response to growth factor stimulus; nervous system development; activin receptor signaling pathway
Cellular component (GO): plasma membrane; activin receptor complex
Molecular function (GO): activin receptor activity, type I; ATP binding; activin binding
Source: RefSeq, a predicted model, not a curated record